Messenger RNA from Bemisia tabaci, 2782 nucleotides. RefSeq lists its product as uncharacterized. Gene Ontology annotation, molecular function: protein binding. Gene Ontology annotation, cellular component: cytoplasm. Lineage: Eukaryota; Metazoa; Arthropoda; Insecta; Hemiptera; Aleyrodidae. The record is from RefSeq and is a predicted model, not a curated record.
UUUGAGGUUAUAGUCACACAACACAAAUCGCUAAUCCGACACAUUUACGGCCAAUUUUUAUGAUUCUUUUUCAGCGAUCGUGAUUUUAGAAAUUCUUCGGUGCUCGAGUUUUAUCAAUAGCUAUAAUUGUAAUGACCUCCAGCAGAGACCGUCUAUUGAUCGUUGCCAACGAGCAGGACAGUUGCGUUUGCAAAGAAGUCUCAGGUAAUGAAGAUCAAGUCACCUCAAUCAUAGAGAAUGUUCGUUUACUCAAAGUCAUUGAGUCCAGCGAUUCUACAGUUACAGAUUCUGGUCAGGUUUCUACCGUAAAGCAUCUAAAUCUAUCUAAUUGCCAAUUAAGAACCAUUGAUCCCAGUUUGGCACUGCUGACUAAUCUCUCGGAACUUGACUUGUCUGGAAACAAAUUGUCUGCUCUGCCGGAGACGUUAGUUGCAUUAAGGAAACUGCACACAUUAAACUUGUCUGGAAAUUCUUUUGAAAUCACCCCGGAUAUUGUGACCAAACUUGGCUUUUUAAGGAAACUGGAUCUCUCCAAUAAUCCUUUGAGUAGUUUUGAAGUUUCCUUGAACUGUUUAGGUUCUCUGAAGUGGCUGAAUCUAAGCUGCACUAGAUUACAGCGCUUGCCCAAAUGGUUGUUCACAGACAGUCGAGUCUUGUUGGAAGUUUUAAUUUUAUCUCAAAAUCAGUGUUUCUCUGAACCCAUUGAUGCGGAUGUACUGUAUCAUUUUGGGCACUCUCUCUCAUUUUUCUCGAAAUCGUUGAAAGAACUGGACCUAACGUCAUGCCGUGCCUCUUCGAAAGACCUUAACAUAAUUUCUUAUUUUGAUAACUUACAGUGUUUAAAAAUUGGGAACAAGAAAGACAUAGAGUACUGUCAGUCCAAGCUGAGGAACUGUAUGUGGGAUCUGCCACCUUCGCUUCUCUCAAAUAAAAACAUGUUAGCCAGUCUUGUUUCACUUCAUAUUUCAGAUUCUUCCCUGUCAACUCUCUCCGAGGAUAUUUAUUUAUUGUCAUCUCUUAAAGAACUAGAUAUAUCGUAUAAUGAGCUUAAUUGGUUACCCAGUAGUUUUCCAAAGUUAAUUAAUUUAGAAGUCCUCAACUUAUCACACAAUCAACUCUCAUUGCUUCCAUGGAACUUUUCUAAUCUAGUGAACCUUAAAAAAUUAUUUGUCAGUCAUAAUAAAUUAGAUACCCUACCUGAAGGCUUCGACAAAUUAGAACUGCUGGAGUAUGCUGAUUUCUACUCAAACAACAUAGAAACAUUCCCGCAAGAUGUGAUAGAAUCCUUAGUCUCCAAUCAUCUAAUAGGGUUUGAUUUGGCUUGGAAUAACUGUUGUCCAUUCUCCUGUGAUAUCUAUCCUCUACUUCAAACAAAAUAUCGCUCAUCAUUUGUGAUGAAUGAAGCCCGUGAGAAUACCAGAUGUCCUAUCAUAGAGAUUCCAGAUAAUUAUAGUGACUCCUCCAGCUACUCCUCGUAUGAUGGAAAUACACCUCCAAUAGAAGUAGAGCAUGAGCCCCAUGAUAUCGAGGAAGAGAACUGGGAUGACGAGUAUUCAUUCGAUGAAAGGUUUGAUCCAAAUCUUUCAAAUCUUGGUUCACGGCCGGCCAGUGUUCUUUCUACAUAUGACGCUAGAGGACCUACUCCGCCAGUAGGGUACCACAUUCGAGAUGACAUUGGACCCUUGUAUUAUCCUCCUUCCCAGAUGCCUUUUUGUCCUUCGGACAGCCAUCCGCCAAGUAUUCGGAAAAGCAAGCAGUCAGUACCUGAAAACUGUCCCCUUCAAAUUGACAGCGAACAAUUUGAAGAUGUGUAGAUUUCGAAAAAAGGCGUAAGAAUGCUAAUAACUUCUUUAAAUAAUGUACUAUUUUUUUUCAUACCAAUGAUUAGACUGUUAAGUUUUUUUUUUCUUUUUGUCGUCCUUUUGCCCAUAUAUUUGAGUACCUUUUCACAAUUUAACAUUAUUUUGGAGUAAACCAUCCAAUUUCUGUGAAUUCUCUUUUGUGAAUGUACCCCUACUGACAAAAAAAAAAAAAAAAAUUGUCACAGAUUGAAAUGAGUUUGAUGGACUUUGAAACAAGGUCUGGCAUCAACUUGCGUAAUUUUGUAAGUUAUUCAAUUCAAUGUUUUUAGUCAGUUUAAUCCGAGAAAUACUUCAGUAAAAUUGCCUCUUUGUUCCUUUUCAUUGAACACAAAUGAACAGGGCCAGUGGCCGAAAUCAUCGGUGACUUAAUAAUUUCAGUUACUACAAUCCCUUGCAGAAUCUCGAAAUGAUGUCUACACUGUCAGUCAUUUGAUAACAUGACCGUAAUGCUAUUCUUUCUAUCUGUUCCGCCCAAGAAAAUUUAAAAAAUACUGAUCAAAUCUGUUCAUUCGAAAACGACUCAUCUCAUUUUUCUCUUAGGCUUUUCUUAAUCAUCUCUUUUAAUCACGAUACUUUCAAUUUUUACCACCAAAAAUUGUAUUUAAGAUCUCAAUUGUAUUUUCUCAAAGAGGAAAAAUACAAAACACUUUUUGUUACUGAGAGGAAAGAUUUUCUAAAAAAAGAGGUUCAUGGUUUUUUGGCUGGAUAGAUUCAUCAUUCGAUUGACUGAAUGGGAUUAAUCAAAUUUUAUGUUGGAAGAUCCCUCUGUACAAAUCCAUGCCCUGUUUGCAGGAAUUAACCAUUAAAGCAAGUCCUUGUCAAAAGUCAAAAUGUAAUAGUAAAAGCAUUCAUCUUUUUUUAGCUCUGACCUGCCUGACUAUUUCUGCUAAACGGAACUAUAAGCGCCGUAAGGAGAAAAA